Asparagus officinalis (garden asparagus) is the source of this 1979-nucleotide messenger RNA. RefSeq names its product pentatricopeptide repeat-containing protein At1g02370, mitochondrial-like. Bases 343 to 1488 code for a protein of 381 amino acids. Gene Ontology annotation, cellular component: mitochondrion. The transcript is spliced from 2 exons. Lineage: Eukaryota; Viridiplantae; Streptophyta; Magnoliopsida; Asparagales; Asparagaceae. Gene Ontology annotation, molecular function: protein binding. The record is from RefSeq and is a predicted model, not a curated record.
GACCCGUACCCACGGAUGCCCCCUUUCCUCAUUCCUCCUCCGUCGCUGGAGCCCUCUCAAAACCCUCAAAAUCUCCAGAGAGGGCAAAAAAAAAAAAUAUUCAUCAAUGUCGAUCUCAUCAGCGAAGCACGGGAUCCGAGCCCUAUCCUCCUUAACCUCCAUCGCCAGAACGCUCUCCACCGGGGCGGCCCACCGGAUGCGGCGGCGCGGCGGCGAAGAGGAAGGAGACGACGGCUCUCUACCGGCGGUUAUCGGGCCUGCGAUCGGAUCGAGCGGGUCGGUGGACGCGACGAUUGGAGAGCUGGAUGAACGAGGGGAAAGUCGGUGACGAGCUCCGCCGUGAUGGGGUUCGUGAGAGAGCUUCGAAAGUACAGGGAUUUCAAGCACGCUCUCGAGCUCUUAGAUUGGAUGGAAAAAAAUGGUAUGACCAUUUCUACUACCAACCAUGCAGUCCGUCUUGAUCUUAUAUCAAAAGUCAAGGGAAUCGAAGCAGCCGAAGAUUACUUCUUCAACCUUCCAAAAUCCACAAAGAAUCAGAAAACCUUUUCAGCCCUCUUAUCUAGUUAUUGCCAGGAAAAAAUGGCAGACAAAGCUCUUGCUCUCUAUGAGGAGAUGAAAGAAUUGAAUUUCGCUACAAGCACUUUGGUCAGUACUAAUCUCAUGACUCUCUACAUGAAGCUAGGCCAGCCCGAAAAGGUAAUUUCCCAUUUUCAAGAAAUGAAACAAGAUGGUUUGUUUCUAGAUAGGGUUGCAUAUGGCCUUCUAAUAAAUAGCUACGCUUCAUUGAAUGAUGUAGACUCUGUUGAAAGAGUUGUACAGGAAAUGAAAGAAGGAGGUAAAGUUUCUCCAGAUUGGACCAUAUAUUGUAGUCUGGCUACCUUUUAUAACUCACUAGCAUUGUUCGAUAAAUCAAAUUCUGUUCUUCAAAAAGCCGAGGAAACUAUGAACCGUCAUAAUCGAGCCCCUUACGAAUAUAUCAUAUCUUUAUAUGCAAGUGCUGGUAAUUUAUCAGAGGUCAAGAGGAUGUGGAAAUUACUGAAGGAUGGCUUUACUAAGGCUAACAACAUGAGCUAUUUGUGUGUGCUCCAUGCUCUUAAAAAGCUCGGUGAUGUAGAUGGUCUAAAGAAUUGCUUUCAAGAGUGGGAAUCAACUUACGUUUCUUUUGAUGUGAGAUUGGUGAAUGUAGUCGUAGAUGCUUAUCUAAAAAAUGACAUGGUUGAAGAUGCGGAGUUACUGUGGAAGAAGUCUGUUAAGGCCCUAGAGAAGGGCGAUGGAAAUGACCUGAAAAUGUUGGAGAUGUUCCUUGAUUAUUACUUGAAGAGACAUGAGAUGGAUUUUGCUUUGAAGUACUUGAAUAUUAUGAAAUCAAAGGGGUUGAAGCCUGGUGAAGAGAAAUUAAAUGAGCUUUUGAAGUACAUUGUGGAAGUGAAGGAUGUGGAUGGGGCAGAAGCAUUCUCAAUGAUUUUGGAGGAAUUCAAUUGUUCUUGAUGUAGAAGCCUAUGAAAGUGUCGGUUAAUUAGAAAAACUCAGUUUUUGUAAGUUAUAACGAGUUUUCAGCUUUUAUUUUCUAGAUUUCAUAUAUUUAGGGGUUAAUUGCUCGUAGACCCCUGUAGUAUUACUGUUUUGCACUUGCUACCCAUGGACUAUUGUUGUUGAUAGACACCUAUGUUAAAUUUUUUGACUUGUUUACCAUUUGUAAAGUUUCAGCAGGUAUGGCUUCAGGCUGAAAUCUGGAUGAAAUUAGUGAGUGAGGGUAAAAGAGUCCAAAAUAUUUAACCUAGGGGCCUAUCUGCAAUGAUGAAGCUGUAAGGGUAGUAAAUUGAAAACGACAAUACUACAAUGGCCUACGUGCAAUUGACCCUCUAUUUAGAUUGACGGGGUUAUAUUUUGAUGUUGUAACUUAGAAUGACUGAUGUGUAUCAUUUUCUGAGAGCUGCUGCUUUUCCCUGUAAUGAUAUUAUGGUGUAGUGUCUCAUUGA